UUAUCAUCGCUGGUUUUUGAGUUCCAGGAUCAGAGCCGAGUGACUGUCACUCAGAGUCAUAUGUGCAUAUAGCUAUCAGUACGGUAGAGCCCUGUACAUGACAUCCGCGAGGCGCUAAACAUUCGGGUGGACAGGGAACACAACAAAAAUUAACAUGGAUUUAAAUGCCAUAAUAGAAAACAUGGAAACGGGUGAUCAAGAUGCCGCAUUGAUGGCACUGCAGACGUACAAUAAAAAGAUGACCCAGUGCUUCACAUUUACCACAGAUGAAGAGGAGCAGAGAGAGGAUGGGAAGUUACAAGAGAGGUUAGGAGAGCUAGUGCUGGGCUUCCUGGAGCGAGACCUCCAACCGUCCUGCCAGCUUGCCUGUCUGGAGACCAUCCGCAUCCUGUCACGUGACAAGAACAACGUGGCACCCUUCAUCACGCACACCGCCAUGCAGACCCUCAGCCGGCACGCUGGCAUCGCAAUCUCCCACGGCAACGUGGACUGCGAGGGCAGCGUGGUCCUCGUCCCUUUCGCUGAGAACCCGGACCUGGAGAUUAUCGUAGAGGCGCUGAAGAGCAUCUGCAACAUCUGCUUGCACAACAAGGUGGCUGUGCAGGUGGGCCAGGACUUGCAGCUGAUUGUUGGCAUCGCGGAGCGUCUCAAGCAGUGUGGAGAGGACCAGUGGAACCACUACGUAAGGUUCUUCGACCUGCGCCUCAUGUUCCUUCUCACAGCCCAGCGUGUGGCGAUGCGAACCCAGCUGUUGAGGGAGUUGCGGGGGGUCAGUCUGCUGUCCAACCACCUGGAUGCUACAUUGGGGCUGUGUUGGCCUGAUACCUUCGAGGUGGGGCGGGCCGGGGUGGAGGUCGAUCCGGACUCUGAGGAACCGUCCGAACUGCCCCCACUCAGCCGGGAGAAGAUCGAGAGAGCCAUGGAGAUCCUCAAGAUCCUCUUCAAUAUCACCUACGAUGCCAACCGCCGGGAGGUGGACGAGGAGGAGGCAGCGGCGUUCAGACACCUGGGAGCCAUCCUUAGACACUGUCUGAUGAGCAGCGCUGACGCACAGGACGACACAGAGGAGUUUCACAGUCAUUCACUGAACCUACUGGGGAACCUCCCUCUGUCCUGUUUGGAUGUGCUGCUGAUGCCCAAGGUUCAGCAGGGCUCAAUAGAAUACAUGGGGGUCAACAUGGACGCCGUCGACAUGCUCCUGGAGUACAUGGAGAAGAGGCUAGACAGGGGCAAGAAACUGAAGGAGACCAUGCUCCCCUCUCUUAACCUGCUGACUGAGAGCGCCCGCAUCCACAGGGAGACCAGGAAGUUCCUCAGGAUGAAGGUACUCCCUCCUCUGCGGGACGUGAAGAAUCUACCAGAAGUGGGGAACGCCCUUCGCAACAAGCUUGUUCGCCUGAUGACCAACAUUGACACUGAUGUCAAGAACUGUGCAGCAGAGUUCCUAUUUGUCCUGUGCAAAGAAAGUGUGUCCAGGUUCAUUAAGUACACAGGCUAUGGCAAUGCAGCGGGUCUCCUGGCCGCCCGAGGGCUUCUGCGAGGGGGUGGCAACCCAGGUGUCUACUCUGAGGAUGAGGACAGUGACACAGAAGAGUACCGUGAGGCCAAAUCUCAAAUUAACCCUGUGACAGGCAGAGUGGAGGAUGAGCAGCCCAACCCCAUGGAGGGAAUGACAGAGGAACAGAAGGAGCUGGAGGCCAUGAAGCUGGUCAACAUGUUUGAUAAGCUCUCCAGGUCCAAUAUUAUCCAGCCAAUGAUGCUGGGGAUUGAUGGUUCGAUGACACAGAUGAAUUCUGGCGACCUGCGACGAAUGAGAGACCAGAUACCACAGGGACAACAACUACACCUACAAACACAACUACGUCUAGAACCACAACAACAAGAACAUAAAAAAGAACAACAAGAUCAACAACAACAGCAAGGCUCAGGCAGCGAGGACGAGGGGGAGGUAGAAUGAAUAUAAUGGACUGUCACCUGUUGUGUAACCUCUGUCACAGGCUCUGAAGCUUAUCGGUGCAGGCGGAAUCAUCAUCUGAUGUAAGACAAUGACUGUGUACUAAAAUAGCUACAGUGUUUGAGUAGCAUGUGAAAUGUUAACUAUCUUUCUUAAGUAUAUAGUAAUGUUCUGGGUUGUGAUUAACUUCCAUCAGUGUGUUUAGGUAUGUUUUCUGCCUUUUGUAGGUGAAAUACUUUACAUAUCGGACUCCUUUCACAUUAAAUGUUGUUUCAAGACUUUAAUCUUCUUUACGUUCUCAAAAGACAGAAUGACACUGUGUGAUGAGUUUCCUUUUAUUUGUCCCUGGUUUUGUUUGCGUUGUUCUUAUACUGAGCAAAUUUUAUUGAAGUUAUUUAUAGAAUUAAAUUAUGAAUCCAUUAAUACAGUUUCAGUAGUUGCAUUGUUCUAAACUAGUGAUCAGAGAGCCUCAAAAUGAAGUAUAAUAUCUGAUUAUAUUAUGAGGUGUUUUUCAUGUUAUGUGAUACCUGACGUUUUGGGGGAUGGGUGAUCUUGAUAUGGUGUGCCACUAUGCUAUCUCAGUUAUGUGCACAUUUCAGUUCAGAAUGGGAAUGAGUAAAAAAUCCGUUGAUUUUAGGUGGUUUCAUGGCAAUUUAAAGGUUUGAUGAAAAUAAUCCACUUAUAUAUUCACCCUAAUUUAUAUUGUAUACCAACUCUAAUGUGAGGUUCAGUAAAAAUGUUUCAAAAACAUUCUCUUGAAUUGGCAUCUUUUAUAAAUAAAUAUUCUUGGCAUUUUAUUUGACUUUUACAGUAAUUAUCAGGUAUCUACCGAGAAAGUCCAUGGAAGAAUGGUAAUUAAACAGUAAUAAAGAUGAAUUAUUAAUUAAUAUCUUAUAUUACAAAAAAUAUUUGUUGCAGUAAACAGUGUGCUAUAUUAGAUUUAACCACCACCUAUAAUUAUUAAUUGACCACUAAUACAAUAGAGAGGGAAAUGGGGAUUUCCAUGGCUACACGAAGAGAACGGGUAAGGCACUUGGUUCAAGGCCUGGGUGGUGUUCAUUAGGGCACACCCAACAGGAAACACUGUAAAAAAUGUUAGCCAUGGAACUUACAACUGAAGGAUUCUUAUUGGACAACUCCAGGUAGUCCCUCCCAGUUUCAGUCCAUUUUCUUCCUUUUGGUGCCUAAUGAACACGACCCAGGUCUUAUCAAGCGUUUGCUUUACUGGCCACUAACGCAUAACAGACACCAGCGUCCCGUCAGAAUUAGAGGUGUCAUUUUAGGUGAACACAGCUAUACUGCAGAGAUGAGAUGAGCUUCUUCUGUCUUCUGACAUUAUGUAAAUAGAGGAAGAGGAGAAUCAGACUACUAUGUCAGGGCUGCCCAACCUUCUUCCUGGAGUUCUACGUCGUGUAGGUUUUCAGUCCCAACUCUAAUUUCUCUUAUUAGCUGUUCACCAAGACCUUAACUAGCUGAAUCAUGUCGGUUAGGUUAGGGUUGAUCUCCAGGAAGAGUGGUGGGGGCAGCCCUGUCAUAUGGAUACAUAGCCUGUCUCGUUGACAGUAAAAGCUGCCCUCUGGUGGCUGAUGCAAUGUACUGGAAAGUGUUUUCUGGGUGGAAUCAAAGUUCUUUUCAGUGGCUUCAGGAAUAUCAAAACCUUUCAUUAAAAAAAGUUAGGCAAUGUUGUUUACAUAUUUUCAAAAUCUAAACGUAUACAACACAUGUCACAAAAACAAUUUUUAUAAUCAAAUCAACUCUAUACUGAACAAAAAUAUAAACGCAACAUGCAACAAUUUCUACAGUUUUACUGAGUUACAGUUCAUCUAAGGAA
Molecule: messenger RNA, 3785 nt
Organism: Oncorhynchus tshawytscha (Chinook salmon)
Lineage: Eukaryota; Metazoa; Chordata; Actinopteri; Salmoniformes; Salmonidae
Gene: ric8a
Product: RIC8 guanine nucleotide exchange factor A
Exons: 12
Coding region: 155-1957 (600 amino acids)
Biological process (GO): G protein-coupled receptor signaling pathway
Cellular component (GO): plasma membrane; cytoplasm
Molecular function (GO): G-protein alpha-subunit binding; guanyl-nucleotide exchange factor activity
Source: RefSeq, a predicted model, not a curated record